Sparassis crispa is the source of this 1380-nucleotide messenger RNA. Its product is annotated as glycoside hydrolase family 18 protein. Bases 1 to 1380 code for a protein of 459 amino acids. The transcript is spliced from 6 exons. The record is from RefSeq and is a predicted model, not a curated record. Gene Ontology annotation, molecular function: chitin binding; chitinase activity. Gene Ontology annotation, cellular component: extracellular region. Lineage: Eukaryota; Fungi; Basidiomycota; Agaricomycetes; Polyporales; Sparassidaceae. Gene Ontology annotation, biological process: chitin catabolic process; carbohydrate metabolic process.
AUGUUGUCUACGCUUCCUCUUACGCUCUUGGCUGUUCUUCCUCUCGUCUCGGUAUGGGCUGCGCCCUCCUGUUCACUAAGGUCUAGCAGUGCCAGUGCCUCGGGUAUAAGUCAAUCACCUUCUGGCUCCUCGGGUUCGUCCCCGUCUUCGAGCAAUAGCUCUGGGAGUGGCACGAACGGUGCAGGAGGCGAUAUCGUUUCGAUGGCUUGGUAUACGGGUUGGCACUCUACAUAUCUCUCCCCGCAGGAUGUCAGCUGGUCCAACACGACCACCCCGGACGUAAACACGUUAGCGCUCACCUCUGAAGACACCACGUUGCUCCCAGAAAUCGUCCAGAAUGCACAUGCGAACGGCGUCAAAGCGAUGCUCACGGUCGGCGGCUGGUCGGGAUCGCAAUACUUCUCCACUGCCGUCGCCACCGCUGCCAACCGCACUGCAUUCGUCGGUGCCGUCCUUGGUCUGGUUAAGCAGUAUAAUCUUGACGGCAUUGACUUUGACUGGGAGUACCCCGGACGUCUGGGCGUCAGCUGUAACAUGAUUUCAGACUCGGACAGCGCCAAUUUCCUCACCUUCCUCCAAACACUGCGCGCUGAGCCCGCCGCCAAGAACUUGACCAUCUCUGCUGCGGUGGGAAUACCCGUGUUCACGGGGUCUAACGGAUCACCCAUGACCGACGUGUCUGCGUUCGCGUCCGUGCUCGACUUCGUUGAAAUAAUGGACUACGACGUGUGGGGAACUUGGUCCGGCAGUGCAGGUGUCGGGCCAAACGCACCGCUGAACGACUCCUGCUCGACACACCAGGCGGGUUCCGCGGUGUCUGCAGUCGACAACUGGACCAAGGCGGGCUUCCCGGCCAACCAAAUCGUCCUUGGUGUCGCCUCGUAUGGCCAUAGCUUCCUCGUCACCCCCGAUAACGCUUUCUCUCCUACGGGCUCCACGACUCUUGCCAGUUAUCCGCUGUUCAACACAACGUACCAACCAGAGGGCGAUUCUUGGGACGUGGACGCGCCGGCGGGUACUGACCAGUGCGGGAAUGCAACUACCGGCGGGUGGGACGGGCUCUGGUACUUCAGGGGCCUGUUCGAAGCGGGCGGGUUUCUCACGGGGAAUGGCACUGUCGCGUCCGGUAUCGACUACAGGUUCGACUCGUGCAGCCAAACGCCGUAUGUAUACAACCCGAACACGGAGGUGAUGGUAUCAUUCGAUAACGCGGACUCGUUUGCUGCCAAGGGCAACUACAUUAAGCAGGCUGGCCUGCGUGGCUUCGCGAUGUGGGAGGCCGCGGGUGACUACGAGGACAUCUUACUCGAUGCCAUUAACAACGCCAUCGGGGUCCAGAAGGUUAGUACUUUCGAUGUUGUUUCAUAUACACCCUUCUAA